Messenger RNA from Postia placenta MAD-698-R-SB12, 423 nucleotides. RefSeq lists its product as hypothetical. The record is from RefSeq and is a predicted model, not a curated record. Lineage: Eukaryota; Fungi; Basidiomycota; Agaricomycetes; Polyporales; Adustoporiaceae. The transcript has 2 exons. The annotation marks the transcript as partial.
UAUCUCGACUUGCAUAACGCGUACCGCGCGCAGCACAACGCGACGCCGCUCGCGUGGUCCGACGACCUGCAGGCGACCGCACAGGAAUAUGCGAGCGACUGCACGUUCGCGAACCCCGGCGGCGCGCUCGGCGCGGUGGGCACGAACCUCGCGGCAGGCACAGGCGAUUUCUCCGCCGCCGCGGCGGUGGUGCUCUUCAUGAGCGACGAAGCCGAGUACAACACGACGCAGCCGACGUUCUCGCACUUCACGCAGGUCGUGUGGAAGGACUCGACCCAGCUGGGGUGUGCGUCAGCAGUCUGCGACCAGAUCUUCGACGAGCCGGCGACGUACCACGUGUGUUUGUACGACCCGGUGGGGAACGUCGUCGGGCAGGAGCUGUCAGUACAUUUCUGGCAUUGUUCUUCCAUGGUCGAUAGCUGA